Messenger RNA from Amaranthus tricolor (Joseph's coat), 2461 nucleotides. Its product is annotated as probable methyltransferase PMT9. Gene Ontology annotation, cellular component: trans-Golgi network; endosome; cytoplasm. Gene Ontology annotation, molecular function: methyltransferase activity. The transcript has 8 exons. NCBI's taxonomy places the organism in Eukaryota, Viridiplantae, Streptophyta, Magnoliopsida, Caryophyllales, Amaranthaceae. The coding region runs from base 233 to 2071 and encodes 612 amino acids. The record is from RefSeq and is a predicted model, not a curated record.
CUUCCUAUUUUUCCUUGUCCGGCUGAAUCACGUAAAUCAGCCUAGUUGUAAACCCACAAGCGAUAAGUGUGAUUAGCAGUGAACCAGUAAGUGAGGAAAUUGGACUUCAUUUGAGUGCUCUCCCUCUUGCAUAGAGGCUUGAGUUUUCCUUCUUAUCCUCCUCUUCUUCGUCAAAUCAUUGAAUUUUGAUGCCAAAAACAGUACAGGAAGAUCUCUAAUUACAGUUUUCCAAAUGAAGCAACAAAGGACUGAUGGGUAUUCUAUUUGCCAAAGUUCAUCCCUCCUCAAGCAUGUUUUACUGGGUCUUAUCGUCUUCCUUGGUCUUUCUUGUCUCUAUUUUGGCUCUUUUUUAGCUCCUCGUGAUGCUGACGAUGCUAUCGACCCUGUGUUUAGUAGCUUUGUUCACAACCCAGAUGCCAUUGAACAAGAUAAUUCUCAUAUUCAAAACCUUGAUUCUCUGCUUCCUAAGACUAUUCCGAUAUGUGACAUGAAAUAUUCAGAGUUAAUACCAUGCUUGGAUAGAAAUCUUAUAUAUCAAAUAAGGUUAAAGGUUAAUCUAACAUUAAUGGAGCAUUAUGAACGCCAUUGCCCACCUCCGGAGCGACGUUUCAAUUGUCUUAUUCCGCCACCAAUUGGUUAUAAGAUACCUAUCAGAUGGCCUGCAAGCAGGGAUGAAGUAUGGAAGGCAAAUAUACCUCAUACACAUCUUGCACAAGAGAAAUCUGACCAACAUUGGAUGGUUGUUAAUGGUGAAAAGAUUAAUUUUCCGGGUGGCGGAACUCAUUUUCAUGAUGGUGCUGAUAAGUAUAUUGUUGCUCUCGCAAGGAUGCUAAAGUUUCCAAGUGAUAAACUUAGCAAUGGUGGAAAUAUAAGGACUGUUCUUGAUGUGGGAUGCGGAGUGGCAAGUUUUGGUGCCUAUCUUCUUUCGCAUGAUAUUAUAGCCAUGUCAUUGGCACCUAAUGACGUACACGAAAAUCAAAUUCAAUUUGCACUGGAGAGAGGAAUUCCAUCUACUCUUGGUGUUUUGGGAACUAAAAGACUUCCGUAUCCUAGUAGGUCAUUUGAAUUGGCGCAUUGCUCUAGAUGUAGGAUUGAUUGGCUUCAGAGAGAUGGGAUUCUUUUGUUAGAACUUGAUAGAGUACUGAGGCCAGGUGGGUAUUUUGUGUAUUCUUCUCCUGAAGCAUAUGCACAAGAUCCAGAAAAUAGAAGAAUUUGGAAUUCAAUGUAUAGCCUUCUAAGGAGAAUUUGCUGGAGAGUUGUUUCAAAGAAAGACCAAACCGUUAUAUGGGCAAAAUCACUGAGCAACAACUGUUAUUUGAAAAGAGAACCCGGAACUACACCUCCAUUAUGUAAUUCGGAUGAUAGCCCAGAUGAAUCUUGGAACGUGUCGAUGAAAACUUGCAUCACUCCGUAUUCAGCUAAAAUGCACAAGGGAAAGGGAAGUGGCUUAGUUCCUUGGCCUCAAAGACUUACUAUACCUCCACCUCGCUUGGAUGAUAUUGGCAUUAGUGCUGAGGAGUUUCAAGCUGACACUAGCACAUGGCGUUUAAGAGUGAAUGAGUAUUGGAACCUAAUGAAACGUGUUCUACAAAAGAACACCCUGCGUAAUGUCAUGGACAUGAACUCCAAUCUUGGUGGAUUUGCUGCCGCUUUGAAUGAUAGAGAUGUUUGGGUGAUGAAUGUUUCCCCUGUUGGUUCUUCUGCAAAGCUCAAGAUUAUCUACGAUCGAGGUCUCAUUGGCACUGUACAUGACUGGUGCGAAGCAUUUUCAACAUAUCCACGCACGUACGAUCUACUCCACGCUUGGAUGGUAUUUUCCGAGGUUUUAGAGAGGGGUUGCAGCCUAGAAGAUCUUUUGAUUGAAAUGGAUAGAAUUUUGAGACCAGAGGGAUUUGUCAUUAUCCGAGACAAGCCUUCAGUUAUUCGUUACAUACAGAAAUACUUAAUUACCUUACGUUGGGAUGAAUGGAUUUUGGAGGUGGAACCAAGGGUCGAUGUUUUGUCAAGAAGCGAAGAAAAAGUCUUGAUUGCGCGUAAGAAGCUGUGGCGCUAUGAUGUUACAGUCAGAUGAGAAUAUCUAUAAGGCGGUCUUAUUGUUGUAAACAAGAUUCAAAUCGUCUACAAGCUGCAACAGCGGCAGGAAAACUAUUUUGGGAGACGCAACAAAAAGCAAACCAAAGGUUUGUAUUCAUCAUUCGGAAAACUCAAUACUUUUUUAAGGUACACGACAAAGUAGACGAACCUUUUUUCGAGGGUGAAAAAACUUAGAGAAGUACAUGUGUUCGGCUAAAAAUGUGCACGAAGGCUUAAUAGUUGAUAGUGCUUUGUACCUCGGCUCUUGUUUUAGUUGUAGCGAUGUUUGCCUCAGAUGUUUUUGCUCAUGUUAAGUGUGCUUAUUUAUCCCCAAGUCUAAAUUUUGUUCGUUUAAUCGCUUUGGGUUAAUGGAAUGUCUUUAAUUACA